UAGUCACUUCAUGCUACAGAAACCGGGAUAAGCUCUGACCUGAUGGGCCACUUGGCUCGUAUACAGACUUCACCUGCCUUACAUCAUAGUUACAGCUUGGCUUUUUUUUUGCACUCUGGCACCUACAAGGCACGUGCAAACUAUCUCACUCCUGACUCUGUAAUCAUUAUGUAAUCAUGUUAUCUCUUUUUCCGCUUGCUCAUUUAACUGAGCACAGCCAGAAGAUAGUGAAAUUUACAGCUCAUUCUUGUUGCUUUAAUAACGAAAAAAAGACCUGCUCUGUCAUUUUAGUAAGGAACAACACUAUAUUUCGAAUUGACCAAGCGUGAAAUCUUGCAGGUGCAAGAUGACAGCUUAUUAAAUUAUUCACACUUGUUUUUACUGGCGUCUCAAAGUGAGCUUGCUAUCAAACUAUGAAGUGAUAGCAUACCAGAGUUUAUGUACAAGGACAUGGCUUUUAUGACACCUUACCUCCGAAAAGGAACAGAUGGUCGCGAUCGGAUGAGAGCUCGAAUGACUGUUUGUGCUCUAGCACCAAAACACCAAAUUGUUGGCCAAUAAUGUUCUGUCACAAUCGGGCAACUUUGGAGAAUGAAUUCUCGAAAACGACCAUCCUUGCCGAUUAACCGAGGCUUUUGAACGACGUGAAACAAGUAGUAUGUGAUGUAGAUUACGAAAAGAACUGUCAGGAGAGGUAACCACUGCCACUGAUAAAGAAUAUCUAAAAACUCUUGGACAGAAGUCAUCUUGACAAUCUACUUGCAAUCCAUUUGAUGCGGAAAGCUGCGAAUGAACGGACUUUGACUUUAGUAAUGCCCAGCGAGUCACGUGCAUCACGUUCCGAAACGACCGAGGUAGACGGGAAGGGAGACUGGAACAUGGUAUGAGUUGAAAAAACAAUGGUGGAUGUUGAGAUUUCCUUGAAUAUUCUUCGUAGUUUACGGUGAUCUACAACGAAAAACGACGAUUUAGAAUUUUAGAAUAUUGUCUUUAACGAUGACUGACUUAUUCAAUCAUUACGAGCAACAGUUUGGCAAUAUUAGCGCAGAAAUCACCGCAAGGAUAUGCAAGAUUCCCAAUCUUCACGGAUCUGCCAAACAAAGCGCGGUCAGUGAUGUGGAAAGAUGUUUCGACGAAGCUAGAGAAUUGGUAAGGGAAAACUUGCUUUAUUGUGUCAAAAUUGAUGGAAAUCCAAUUACCAUAAAAGAGCAAUUUUUAAUUUUAGAAUUUCGAAAUUCCAGACUCAAAAAAUGCCCAAAAUUUGCAUCUAGGGCCAGAUUGUUGGACAAUACUGAAAGAGUGGAACGGUCUGGAAGACAACUAGAGGAAGGUUAUAAAAUGUGUGUGGAGACAGAACAAAUAGGAGUUGACAUUAUGAAUAAUUUACACAGAGACAGAGAAGUCAUAGAGCGAGCAAGAGAAAGAACAAGGGGAACCGACAAGAACCUGUCAAAAAGCUCAAGGAUUUUAACAGGAAUGAUGAGAAGGAUAAUCCAGAACAGGAUAAUAAUGGCUGUCAUUUGCCUUGCGAUACUGGGAGUUAUUGGACUUAUCAUAUACUAUGCUGUCAAAUAAUGUCAGUCAGUCAUAUUCACCUGUUAUAAUCACAUCUUUGCCAAUUAAUUUGAUGUAUAGUAAAUUGACUGAGUUUGGUCACAAACAACAACUGAUAUUGCAAGAAUGAAGAAACCAAGUUGAUUCCAUUACAUUCUACUCUAACUAUGUUAUUAUGACGGGUUGCUCCAGAAAUAUCCUGGCAGGGCCUUUUCUUGGAGGGUUAAACCAGGGUUGUAGCUAAGAUAAUAGUCUCCCGGCUAAGAUUUUCAUUGAGCCAGUCACCGUUUUUCAUGAGAGACCUGAAACAAAAUUUUUGUCCCCAAUCUUUUGCAACAUCUUGAAUGUGGGGCUACCAAGCUUUGUGUUUACAAGAUGGCAGAGGCAGUACACAGAAAGAGAACAUGCUAAACAAGCGCUCAAAACAAGAUUUUAUUUCAAUUGCUUUACCCAUCGUAGUGGCACAGAUACUCAAGGUAGUCAGGAAUUCAUUCAACACUUUUCAUUUAGACGCUUCAAUAUGGUUCAGAUAUCCAAUGAUUGUACGUAUGUAACCUAAAAACCAUUUGUUGUCCUGUACCGAGUGAUCGCCCACCAAAAUCUAGCUGGCAAUCACCUCUUUCUCAGCCGGCGAAUUUCGCUGGCAGCCAGCGCUUAGCUAUGACCCUGGUUAAACUCCCAUCCUACCCCUGUCAAAAUACUUUAGGAAAUAUCCACACCCCUCUCAGGGAAUCUUUGGAGUGUUAAAACUCCCAUUGCACCCCUCUCAAGAUUCCCAUUACCCAUCUCUUCCUUGGAGAUUCCAAUAACCAUUUUGGAGCGGGUAUGGAUAUUUCCUUGAAAUGUGCAAUUCAGUAGAUAUUUCCUAUAGCUCAGUUGCCCUAAACAUGUGAUAAGCCAAAGAUGGGAGUUAUGUUUUACCAAAAUUCACAUCUUGUGCAUAAAUUGUUCAAUUGAAUAGAACUUAAUGUUUUGAACAAACUAGCAUAAUAUUAACAGAAUUAUCAUUAAUUACUAUAUUACACAGCUUUGGCGAGAUCUCACAAACAGGAAGGCAUGAAAAUAUUGAUAGAAAAUAAUUCCACUUGUCUCCCCACUAGUUGUCAGAAAAUUUCUGACAGGUAACAUACAAGGGCAAACAUCUGUGUAUAUUUAAUAUACACAGAUGUUUGUCCUGGUAUGUCACCUGUUUCCUACAAUUCACAAGUUUGAGAGUGACUUCAUAGAACAGAUAAUGUUCAUGAACAAAACCUGAGGGUAUUUCCCGGCUUUUUGCAAUAAUAUGCAUAAGUUCAAGCAAUCUUUAAUAUCUGCACUAUUUGGUGUCAAAAUUAUUUUAAAUAUCGUGUAACUUUGAUCUGAGAAUUAUGCCAAGUCUACAUAUCAAUUAUUCCAUGAUCGUGUGUUGGAUAUGAGAUGAUAGAUAGCCAAUGAGGUGCAUAGCACUGAGUUAGCUGUAAUCAUCUCAUAUCCAACAAGCGCAAGUGGAAUAAUUGUUUUAUUAAAAACGCCUCCAAAUUACAGAAAACUAGACUAAAAUAACGCUAAAAACGGCAGAAAAAUUGCACGUAGGCUUACUAUGUUUGCAGAGCAUGGUGUAAUGGCUCAUAACCCAUGAUGGCUAAGCCAAUGAAAACUCUCAAAUUACAUUAUCUAAUGAUCCGGUUUUUAACAAAUAUUAUUAUCCAACUCCAGUCAGUCAGGUUCAAAUAAUGAAAUUUAUUUAGUGGAAUUAUAUAUUAGAUUUAUAUGUAGGAUAAGCAAGUUAUUUAUGCUUGCUUUGGUCUUGAUUCCCUGAAAGUUUUGUUGUUUCACUGGCUAACUUAGGCUUAGUUACCAUUACCUUCCUACGCAGAACUCCUUCAUGACUUCACAGGAGGCUAGGUUACUAAGUGCUGUUCAUUCUUGUCACCAGAGGCUGCCAUCUUUUUUGGUCAGCAUCAAAAAUCGCGACCUCUGGAUGCUGGGUGGGUCUAACAAUCUUGUUCCAGAAGCUCCAACAAGGAACCAUCCACACCACGCCGGAGGAAUUUGAAAACGCUUUAUUUCUACCGUUAGGCCUACCGUCCACACUAGUCCAUCAGGAAAACGGACCUUUUCGAAAACGCUCUUUAAACCGGAAGGAUUUGAAAAAACGCCCGCUUUGCGUUUUAGUGUGGACGGUAAACA
Messenger RNA from Orbicella faveolata, 3723 nucleotides. RefSeq names its product vesicle transport through interaction with t-SNAREs homolog 1A-like. Lineage: Eukaryota; Metazoa; Cnidaria; Anthozoa; Scleractinia; Merulinidae. Gene Ontology annotation, molecular function: SNARE binding; SNAP receptor activity. Gene Ontology annotation, biological process: retrograde transport, endosome to Golgi; intracellular protein transport; intra-Golgi vesicle-mediated transport. Gene Ontology annotation, cellular component: Golgi apparatus; ER to Golgi transport vesicle membrane; SNARE complex. The record is from RefSeq and is a predicted model, not a curated record.